GAGCUGCUAGCGGAGCUGGGCCGGGGGCAGGAGCAGCGUUCCUGGGCUCAGAGGCUGUGGAGACUGACUGUCCACAGCCUGGCCUGGGCCAUCUGCACCGGCAGCACCGUGGCCUGCGCCCUGGCUGUCUACUACUUCUCUGAGUACAUGCACAAGGACCUCCAGUACAGAGCCCAGCACAGCAGUAACCCUCUGCUGAAGGAGGCCAGCCUGCUAGCUCUUCCUGUGGUGGUGUCCGUCAUCAACCUGCUGCUCCCUGGCCUCUUCAACGCUGCCGCCUGGAUGGAGGAGUACGACUCGCCCAGCGUGCGCACCUACGUGGCCAUCGGCAGGAACCUGAUGCUGAAGGCCAGUGUGUUGGGAGUGCUGUGUUACCACUGGCUGGGCAGGAUAGCAGCCAACCCGCACAGUGUACGCCUGCAGUGCUGGGAGAGUUUUGUAGGUCAGGAGUUGUACCGCUUCCUCCUGAUGGACUUCAUCUUCACCAUCCUGGACACCUUGUUUGGAGAGUUCCUCUGGAGGUUGUUCUCUGAGAAGGUUCUGAAGAGGAGGAGGAAGCCCGUGUUUGAUAUAGCCCGGAAUGUUCUAGAACUCAUCUAUGGACAAACCCUGGCCUGGUUGGGGGUGCUGUUCACCCCCCUGCUCCCUGCUCUCCAGGUCAUCAAGCUGCUCCUUCUCUUCUACAUGAAGAAGACCAGUCUGAUGCUGAACUGCCAGGCCCCCAGGAAGCCAUACCGGGCCAGUCAGAUGACUACCAUCUUCAUCACGCUGCUCUGCUUCCCGUCCUUCCUGGGCGCGGCCGUGUCCGUCACCUACACCAUGUGGAGUAUCGAGCCGUCGGCGCACUGCGGCCCGUUCCGGGGCCUGGCCACCAUGUUCCAGAGCGGGAAGCGCUGGGUGCUGCAGCUGGAGGCUGGGAACCCCAAACUGUCCUGGCUGGUGUGGGCCUACACCUACCUGGUGGAGAACCCCCUCUUCAUCUUCCUGGCCGCCCUCAUCUUCCUGAUAGUCAUCUACUUCCACACCCAGGUGCUGGACGGACAGAGGAAGAUCAUCAGCCUGCUGCAGGAGCAGAUAGAGAACGAAGGAGAGGAUAAGAAGUUCCUGAUCACUCGUCUUCAGACCGUCCACGAACAGAAACGCCCCCACUCUGCUCAGAAACUCACCAGUCAGGACUCCAACUGUUAGGCCCCUACACCGACGACCCGGAGGCUGGAAGGAGACUGUUCUGACCUGGAGGCUGGAAGGAGACUGUUCUGACCUAGAGGCUGGAAGGAGACUGUUCUGACCCGGCGGGCCAGACUGUUCUGACCCGGCGGGCCAGACUGUUCUGACCCGGCGGGCCAGACUGUUCUGACCCGGCCGGCCAGACUACGUACUCUGAAUAGGAAACCCUUGGACAUGUAGAGCCGUGCAUGAGAGGCAUGCCUGUGUCUGGAGGAGUCGUAGUGUAAACAGGAAGUGCAAAGAUGUAUCUGUUAGCAGACAGUUUUGUCUCUGGACACGUGGGAGUUUAACUGGAACCCAGAAACUGCUGCCUUUUUAGUAAAAAAGAAAAAGAAAAAAGGAAUCUUUAUUUUUUUGCUCUGUGGGAAUCCAGAGGAAAUAGAUAAUGCCUUCCCCCUCAAACUGUACAAACUAGUUUUUCUGGCAUCUUUCUUGAUUAAUACUAGCACUUUUAUACUGUGAACAAAUAGAGAGUCUGUUUUUUUAAUGCAGAGAAAAUGUUUUUUAAUGUUUUAUUGUUUAGACAGUGGUGAUUUCAUCAGGGUGUUCAGCUCAUCUCUACUGUUGCCAUGAUGCUAACGUACCUUUUUAAUAUAGAAGAAUCUGAUUGGUUAGUGUAUACUGGAAAUGAUCUCAUAACUGACCACUGGAACGGGAAGCUAUUUAAAUAGUCUCCAGGUUUUUUGUUUUCAUAUUUAACGCUUAUUUUUUUAUGUGGUGUCUGUGUGUUUCCGCGCACAGUGCUUUUUAAUAAAAUAUGUUUGAUUCAUC
Molecule: messenger RNA, 1998 nt
Organism: Osmerus eperlanus (European smelt)
Lineage: Eukaryota; Metazoa; Chordata; Actinopteri; Osmeriformes; Osmeridae
Gene: tmc6b
Product: transmembrane channel-like 6b
Exons: 10
Cellular component (GO): plasma membrane
Molecular function (GO): mechanosensitive monoatomic ion channel activity
Source: RefSeq, a predicted model, not a curated record